UUCAGUAAGGAACUCGAACGUUGUAGGCGCUUUAAAAAGUUUAUAUUAUAAAUGAGAGUCGGUUCCUUUUUCCGGCGAUUACGGUGAUUACCGGAGGUCUGAGAAGCUGCUUCGAGGUGUGAAACGAGUGACUGGAGCAGUUUUGUGCGCGCUGGGGGGGUUAUGGUCGCAGGACGACUCGAGUAACGGCACAGUGAAUCAGCAUCAGUGCACACAUCCAGUGAGGGCGCCAUGUGGUGGUUCCAGCAGGGCAUGUGCUUCCUCCCUGCCGCUCUGGUCGUCUGGACGGCGGCGUCCUUCAUCUUCCCUUACAUCACGGCGGUGGUGCUGAGACAUGUGGAUCCUUUUGUGCCGUACAUCAGUGACACAGGAACGAUGGCACCAGAGAGGUGUGUGUUUGGCAUCAUGAUGGACGUGUCAGCCUUUUUAGGUAUGGCCACGAUGUACGUGCGUUACAAACAGGUGGAGGCUCUGUUGGAUGUGGACGAUCUCAAACUCCUCAGAUUGAACUGCAUCGGGCUCUGGGUGGGCUGGACCAGCUCCUUCGGGAUGUGCGUGGUGGCUAACUUCCAGAAGACCACCCUUUUCUACAUGCACCUCGUGGGGGCGAUUCUCACCUUUGGGUUCGGGGCUCUUUACAUCCUGCUUCAGUCGGUGCUCUCCUACUGCAUGCAGCCCCACAUCCACAGCAGGACCAUCUACCUGCUGCGCCUCUGCAUCGGAUUCUGGACCCUGGGCAGCAUUAUCAGCAUGUUUAUAUCUUCAGUCAUCAUGUACACCAGUCUGAUAGGUGUCGACGUACCUCGCAAACUUCACUGGACUCCUGGAGAGACGGGUUACACAGCUCACAUUAUCAGCACAAUCUCUGAAUGGUUUCUGGCCUUCUCCUUCAUCAGCUUCUUCCUCACCUACAUCAGAGAUUUUCAGAAAAUAAAUCUGCGAGCAGAGGUUGAUUUGCAGAGCAGUCACCUGUACGACUGGACUCACGGGCACAACCCUGCAUCACAUCACAACAGUCGUGCACCCUCUGAAGUGUCUCCACUGCUGGCGGGAACAACAUGAUGAGCAACAGGGCUUCCUGCACCAAUUUCUUUCUUUUUUCCCCUUUAUAUUUUAAUUUAUAUUUAAAGGCAUUUUAUAAAAGGUUUCUGACAGCUGUAGUGGUUCAUAAAGAGUCAGUGCGCACAUACAGUGUCUCCUCCUAACAUGUAGUCAGACAUUAACGUUCGGCUGUUAUAUGCCAAUAUUUCUUUCUCUACCUCUAUAAUGUGGAAGUGAAUUUAUUUGAGUCUUAAUAAUCCACAGCAGGCAGAUGUCAUAGUAAAUAUAUCACCGAGUCCUGGCAGCAUUUAUGGUCCCUCCACACUUUUUUUCUGUAGCAAGAUGAGCAGGAAACCAGAGAGAUUAAACGAGUGUUAAUGUGGUUUUAUUUUUUACCAUUUUUAAAAGUCUUUUUUUUUCUUUUUUUUUGUUUUUUUUUUUUUUUUUUUAUAUAAUAUGUGCGGUAUCUGUAGAAGUUCAGAUCAGUACAUUCAGUAAGCUUGCAUGAAAGCUGCCUCAAGCUGGUUGUGUUGACACCAAUUCAGUUAGUUAGGGUUGCCAUUUGUAUUGUUCCAGCUUUUCACUCCUUAAAACAAUUAAUUUAAUCUGAAUUUGGUGAAUAACCUUCUUUGAAAUCAAUAAUUACAAAUCCAAAGACACAUGUUUGACUGGUGGUCCUACUCGCAAAGAGAUUAUCUUUGUGAACAACAAGGUUACUAAUACAGAUAUAAAGGACAUAUCUUUAGUUUUAGUCUUUGUUAGUUUGGUCGGAUUUGUCAACAAGAUGUCUGAUGAGGUUUUGGUGCUUUUGUUACUGAGACCUGGAUGUCUACAUGACUGAGACUCACCUGCCUUUACAGUCUUUUGUUUUUAUCUAGUCUGAUUUUCUUAAAUCUGUCUGGUGACUAAAACUUACACAUUGAAAUUGAUAAAAAAAAAAUUAAACUGACAUGAGAAAACCUGCUCUGGAAGCUAACCAAAGAAACAAACUUAAAGUAAAAAUUAAAAUUAACUAAAAAACAAAAAAUUACUCUUGCAAACCACACAUUUGAAAACCAUCAGACAAACAGAAAAAACACUGAGAAUCAUGCAGAUUGUGAGGCUUUCUUGAGAGAAUCUUCCAAAUAUGUGGGAAAACCAGAGUGCUGGCAGGUAUCCCAUCACCUUCCUUGUAUAGGGUUUGGUGGAGAAAGAAAUGAAAUCAAACUAAAUAAAAACCUGUCUGACUGAAGAGAGAAAACUAAGAGGAGAGAUUUGUUUUGUUUUUUUUAUUAUAUGACCGAUCAAUAUGAAGCUUUUGCACUUUUCUGUCAAACUAUGUAACCGCUUUGCACUUUUUAUCAUUGCUCUUUCAAAAAAAAAAAAAGAUAUUCAUGUUCAUUUAUGAAUCAUUGCUGCUGUUCCUUCAGCAGUCUCUGGAGUCAUCAGAUGGAAAACUACUGUUUAAAUCUAAGUCAGUCUGUUUGUAUUUGAGUUGAGCUGCCGCCUUGUUCAGUUCAGCAAACAUUAACUGAAAUAAGAUUACUUUUCUCCUGGGUGGGGUUUCAUUCAGUCGUGUUUGGCUGGUGUCAAUAAAAAAAUAACAAUGCGGUUAUGUUAUCAGAAGCUAACCUGUAGUGUGCCACUGAAAUGAUUUUGAUCACUGAAAGUGUAAAAACAUUCCUAAAGAAAGAUUUUUAUAACUUGGUUUCUAAAUAGUAAAAUUUUAAAAUAAUUUUAUCCUUUACAUUCUUAAUUCAUUGUAUCUGUUUUGGCAUAUGUUGUUUCCUGGUUACUUUAAAGGUGCGCUGUUCAGGUCUUGUUGAGGGAAAAAAGGUUUACUGUCGGUGUGACACUCUGAAGCACUGAAUUUAUUAUUUUACUAUCUUUAAAAAAUAUAUUUUUGUGUCUCCUGGCACACUACAGAUGGCACUUCCUUGCUGUCAGUUAACAUGUGAUAUGUUCUCAUAUCAUAUCAUAUCUACAAAUAUAUAAUCAAACAAAUAUAUAAUCUGAGAAUGAGCUUCUAACUUUAAACCCUUGUUUCCCCUCUGUACUGUGGCAUCUGAUGUGCAUUUUUAUACAAAAACUAAUAAAGGUGCACUUGUGUUUCAGUAUUUUACAUAAACUUCAGUUCUGUCUAUACAAAUAUUUUGAUAUAAAUAAAUAUGUAAAUAUA
This is a messenger RNA of Neolamprologus brichardi, 3199 nucleotides long. It is a transcript of the gene dram2b, whose product is annotated as DNA-damage regulated autophagy modulator 2b. Gene Ontology annotation, biological process: photoreceptor cell maintenance; regulation of autophagy. Lineage: Eukaryota; Metazoa; Chordata; Actinopteri; Cichliformes; Cichlidae. The record is from RefSeq and is a predicted model, not a curated record. Gene Ontology annotation, cellular component: lysosome.